Messenger RNA from Populus trichocarpa (black cottonwood), 2134 nucleotides. Its product is annotated as protein trichome birefringence-like 41. Gene Ontology annotation, molecular function: O-acetyltransferase activity. The transcript is spliced from 5 exons. Gene Ontology annotation, cellular component: Golgi apparatus. The coding region runs from base 523 to 1638 and encodes 371 amino acids. Lineage: Eukaryota; Viridiplantae; Streptophyta; Magnoliopsida; Malpighiales; Salicaceae. The record is from RefSeq and is a predicted model, not a curated record.
AGAUCUCUUUGUGGGGUCUCUGAUCAAGAAUAGACUGAAAAGAUUCCAAAAUUAGCUCUUUCUUUCAACUGUACUGAUAAGGGACAAGAGAAUUACGGGAGAAGCAAGGAAUCUGAGACUAUGCUGCCUCUUCAGAGAAGAUUAAGUUAAUGGGAGCGAGGACAAAGCUGUUAAGCUUUGUAUAUAGGAUUGCUGGAAGCAAAGAUCAACAAAAGAAAAUAAGUUCUCUAAAUGCAGACAGUUGUUAGCUGACACACAAGUGUAGUGGAACACAAGCAUGGUAGUUUCGUAUGCUUGUGUUCCUGUCACAUCACCAAUUAUAUAUGUAAACCUGCAAAAAUGUCAGAAAUUCCGUUGUCAAAGCCAUAUCCAAUUAACCUUAAUAAAAAAGAAGAAAAAAUAAUCCAAUUGAUUGGUUAAUCCGAACCUUUAACAGGAAUACCUGCCAUAUAUUUACAUAUGAAGAGCACAGACAGGACAAACUAAGCUCUCUUGACUUUCUGUCUCCCUUUGCUCUCCACAAUGAUGCAAUCUAGGACUAAAAGAUCUUGUUGUGUCCUUUUAGCCAUUUUCAUGACAAUUUCUUGUCUAUGUUUUGCUACCUCAUCAAAGAGUAUUCUCCAAACCUUUACAACUAACAAGAACUUGAAGUGGAAAAAAUGGCAAAAGAAAGUCUGCAAUAUGUAUCAAGGAAGUUGGGUUCAAGACAUGUCGUAUCCUCUCUACAAUUCAUCUGCAUGCCCUUUUAUUCGCAAGGAAUUUGAUUGUCUAAAAUAUGACCGACCUGAUCACCUCUACCUUCAAUAUAGAUGGCAGCCUAAUGCCUGUGACUUGCCCAGGUUUGAUGGUAAACAUUUCCUGAAGAAGUUGAAGGGCAAGAAGAUCAUGUUUAUAGGGGACUCUGUAAGUCUAAACCAUUUUGAGUCACUAUUAUGCUUGCUUCAUGCAGCUGUGCCUGAUUCCAUUAUCACAGAGGAGACAAACAACUCUGGCAGUACAGUGACAUUCCAGGAUUACGGUGUGUCUGUAAAGCUGUUCAAUUCUCACUACUUGGUAGACAUCGAACAAGAAAAAAUCGGCCGGGUGUUAAAACUUGAUUCGCUCAAGGAUGGAAACACAUGGAAGGACAUGGAUGUUCUAGUGUUCAAUACCUGGCUUUGGUGGUACAGGAGAGGACCGAAGCAACCAUGGGAUUAUGUUCAAGAAGGUGAGACCAUAAUCGAGGACAUGGAUCGCAUGGUGGCUUUCCGGAAAGGCUUAACAACAUGGGCAAAAUGGGUUGAUUCUGAUGUGGAUACAUGUAAAACCAAAGUUAUUUUUCAGGGAAUUUCUCCAUCCCAUUACAAUGGAGUGGAAUGGGGGAAACCAGGAGUGACAAACUGUGGAAAGGAGACACAGCCAGUUAGUGGAUCAACUUACCCUGGUGGCUCACCACUGGCAUUGCAAGCAUUAGAAGAUGUGUUAAAUACUAUCAAGAAACCUGUUCAUUUGCUUAAUAUAACAACUCUUUCACAGCUAAGAAAAGAUGGACAUCCUAGCUCUUACAAUGGCUUUAGAGGCAUGGAUUGUACUCAUUGGUGUGUCGCAGGAGUUCUAGACGCUUGGAAUGAACUUCUCUACACAGCUAUUAUCAGUUAGAAGAAAAAAUUACAGAUUUUAGUUGCUCGCAUUUUAUAGCAUGGCCAUUGAAACUAGCCAGCUAGCUGCCAUCAGUCUCAUUGCAUAUUCCUUGAUAUAUCCUGUGUGUUCCGUCAUUUUUUUUUUUCUGAUUAGAAUAAUUUCAUUGAUUUGAAUUAAUUGCUUUGUCUCUACUCAAGGAGUUUAUUGCUAGAUAAAGUUGCGAUUGUUUUGGAGAUCUCUUUGUGGGGUCUCUGAUCAAGAAUAGACUGAAAAGAUUCCAACAAUAGUUCUUGCUUACAACUGCACUGAUAAGGGACACGAGAAUUACGGGAGAAGCAAGGAAUCUGAGACUAAGCUGCCUCUUGAGAGAAGAUUAAGUUAAUAUGGGAGUGAGGACAAAGCUAUUAAGCUUUGCAUUUAGGAUUGCUGGAAGCAAAGAUUAACUACAGAAAAUAAGUCCUAUAUAUGCAGAAAGUUGGUAGCUGACACACAAGUGUAGUGGAACACAAGCGUG